GAAGCCACCUCAGAAACGAUUUGAACCGCCAUGAUGGAGGUUCCCUGCAAAAUUUUAGCAGUGUGUCUGCUGCUCGUCGGCGCUCAGGCGUUUGCGGCAGUUGACGCAGCCAGGAGUUCCAAGGAGCUUACCUGGCAGUCCCUGUUCUACGAUGCUGUGACUGGAAAACUACAGGAGCCGCUGGCCGAUGAGCUCAUCGAAUUCGAUGAGUGUACUGCUCUUUACACUGUGGACAACAUAGAGAUCCUGCUGGCGGCUGGCUACAAGAUUCGUCGCUGCGGCAAGUUGGAAUCUAAGGAUAUUGAGAGAUAUUUGGAACGCCAGGAUGCCGUGUCCACGAAGCGCACUUUCAAAAGGGAGUUGGAUACCUGCGCACCUGCGAACCGUCAAUGCUACGUGGAUACCGUUCUGAAUCUAUUCAGCUCGGUGCGCCCUUACCGCUACGAUCGUCGCCGCCGCAGUGCCUGCAUUCUCCGUGAAGUGGAAAAGGCACUGAUCAAGCUGAAUGCAGCUUCCAUCUCUCUGGCCAAUUGCAUCGCCCAGAGUCAGCCACAGCCACUGCCGCCCCAGAACACCACAGCCGGAGGACCUGGAUGGAACACUACACAGUUCCCCAACACCAAUACCACUCCCAACUUCACCCUCACCACAAUUUAUCCGAACUUAAAUACCACUACCGAAGGUCCAUGGUUGGGAAACACCACUACUCAAGGUCCAUGGUGGGGAAAUAACUCUACUCAAGGUCCAUGGUGGGGAAAUAACUCUACUCAAGGUCCAUGGUGGGGAAACACCACUACUCAAGGUCCAUGGUGGGGAAAUAACUCCACUCAAGGUCCAUGGUGGGGAAACAACUCAACCGAAGGUCCGUGGUGGGGAAACAAUUCUACGGAAGGUCCAUGGUUGGGAAACACCACUACUCAAGGUCCAUGGUGGGGAAACACCACUACUCAAGGUCCAUGGUGGGGAAAUAACUCUACUCAAGGUCCAUGGUGGGGAAACAACUCAACCGAAGGUCCGUGGUGGGGAAACAAUUCAACCGAAGGUCCAUGGUGGGGAAACAACUCAACCGAAGGUCCAUGGUGGGGAAACAACUCAACCGAAGGUCCAUGGUGGGGCAAUACUACUACUCAAGGUCCAUGGUGGGGAAACACCACUACUCAAGGCCCAUGGUGGGGAAACACUACUACUCAAGGUCCAUGGUGGGGAAACACCACUACUCAAGGCCCAUGGUGGGGAAACACUACUACUCAAGGUCCAUGGUGGGGAAACACCACUACUCAAGGUCCAUGGUGGGGAAACACCACUACUCAAGGUCCAUGGUGGGGAAACACCACUACUCAAGGCCCAUGGUGGGGAAACUCUACUACUCAAGGUCCAUGGUGGGGAAACACUACUACUCAAGGUCCAUGGUGGGGAAACAACUCAACCGAAGGUCCAUGGUGGGGAAACAACUCAACCGAAGGUCCAUGGUGGGGAAACAAUUCAACAGAAGGUCCAUGGUGGGGAAACAACUCAACCGAAGGUCCAUGGUGGGGAAACAACUCAACCGAAGGUCCGUGGUGGGGAAACAAUUCUACGGAAGGUCCAUGGUGGGGAAACAACUCAACCGAGGGUCCAUGGUGGGGAAACAACUCAACCGAAGGUCCAUGGGGGGGAAACAACUCAACCGAAGGUCCAUGGUGGGGAAACAACUCUACUGAGGGUCCAUGGACAAACACCACCCAGACUCCACCGACAGACACCACUGCCUGGGACAACACCACUUUGGAGCCCAACUGGAACAGCACCACUCUUGGCCCCAACAUAAGCUCCAGUGAAGGUCCAUGGAUCGGCAACUCAACCCAGGGACCCCUGAGCACUACCGAAGCUCCUGGGUGGAACAACACCACUGCCAGUUUGAACACUACAACCGUGGACGACAGCACCACCACCACGGGCAAUUGGUUUGACAACCUGAUGAACGAGAUUGGAUCCCUCUUCUAGACUCAAAAGCAACGAAAAGCACACCUCAACUGUGAGGUCAGUGCACUAAGCUUUAGGAAAGCAAAUAAAUAAAGUUAUCAGC
Messenger RNA from Drosophila erecta, 2065 nucleotides. RefSeq names its product bifunctional endo-1,4-beta-xylanase XylA. Bases 31 to 1983 code for a protein of 650 amino acids. NCBI's taxonomy places the organism in Eukaryota, Metazoa, Arthropoda, Insecta, Diptera, Drosophilidae. The record is from RefSeq and is a predicted model, not a curated record. The transcript has 3 exons.